Truncatella angustata is the source of this 986-nucleotide messenger RNA. RefSeq lists its product as uncharacterized. The coding region runs from base 269 to 838 and encodes 189 amino acids. The transcript has a single exon. NCBI's taxonomy places the organism in Eukaryota, Fungi, Ascomycota, Sordariomycetes, Amphisphaeriales, Sporocadaceae. The record is from RefSeq and is a predicted model, not a curated record.
UCUCCUCCCUCCUACCACGAGCCACUUGGCGUUCUCUGUCGCUCUCUCUGUCGCUCAGACGCUCUUCAAUUUCCUACAAAGUACAAUUCGUGCUAACGAGGAACUUUUUGUCUGUGAUUGUUCAAGGGUGUGUAAGGCUUGAUCUCUUGAGAAGCGGCAUUCAACCAGUGAGCACUACUUGCGACCUUGUGUCGAAUGGUGAGAAGGUGAAGUCCAUUUCCUACUUUUGCCGUGGACCGAACCAUUAGCUGUUACAACCUCUUGGCUUAUGGGCUCCGCCACGGCCAAGCUCAUUCCGCUUCAUAUAAUUUUGCUUGGCCCUGUUGACUUGGCAUAUCUUGUUCAAGAAGGUCCUGUUUUCGCUUGGCGUUCUUUCUGCCAAGUUCUCCCGCGCGCUGCCAGUGAACGGGGAACAAGAAGCGCGAUCAAUGGUCGCCCCGUCGUGUUUCUGCAGCAACUUUGCUUGAAUGCUCGAAUGCUAAUCCACAGCGCAGACACUUCGCCCGUGAUUUAUGGAUAUGUCGCAAACAACACCACACAGAUAUUCAGGCGACAAGCGGCUCUGAUUCUUUGGUCUGAGUUCACUUGUUUGAAGACAAGGGAACCACUGUUUGGCUCUUUUUCCAGCCGGGAAAUGCGCGAGGGGAUCCCAUGGUCAGUCCGUAUCGACAUGUUGUUUAGAGUUCGACGAACAGCGGGCAGUGUUAGCAACACGCGCACACCGCAUCAAACCACCAAGACUGUGAAAGGUAUGACGUCUUUGGAUUUCACAUCAUCACACCUACUCAGCAGUGUCUGCUUCAUUCAGGACCGAUCAUUGGGAUUCACCCACACUUAGCAGCAUGGCCUACUCGAAUGACUCUUCAAGAUGGGUCGUGACUCGCUGUACUCAUUCACUCAAUGCAAGCCGUUAUACUUCCCCUAUAGGACUAUUAAUCAGUUCACACUCCAUAUCUUAAUAGAAACCCAUAAGGUUUCAGAGUUUU